Molecule: messenger RNA, 651 nt
Organism: Trypanosoma grayi
Lineage: Eukaryota; Euglenozoa; Kinetoplastea; Trypanosomatida; Trypanosomatidae
Exons: 1
Coding region: 1-651 (216 amino acids)
Source: RefSeq, a predicted model, not a curated record
AUGAGCACACUCGACAAGAGUUUGACCGAUGCGGAGCAGUACGCGGUGUGGUGCGAACAGACCCGGGCGCUCUUCGCCCACACCGUGCCGCAGCGGUGCGGGUCCGCGGACAGGACGUCUGCACACACCAGCAAGAGCGGCAGCAGCACCAACGGGGAGGAGUUCGACGCCAGUCUGCAGGCAGGGGCUCCGGGCACUGAGGAUGGUGGCGACUUCCCCUACUGCUUUUACAUGCGCAUGCUGAGUUGCGGGGGGCGGCGGGAAGCGAUCCAGACAUCGUGUGACGACAGUCGCGGCUUCUGCAGCGAAGACGGAGGAAGUUUCUUUUCAUCUCUCUCUGAAGAACAGGAAGGUCAGAAGCUGUAUGUGGACGAGGACGCGUUGACCGCGCGGCUGGCCUCCAAGCUGAAGACACACGCACGUACCAUUCGAAGUAAACAGCAGGAACAAAUCCCCGCUACGUUGCCGGUGGAAAGUGUUAACUGGCCGUACCGUGAUGGGAGCGUUGAGGUCUUGGCGGCGGCGGUGAACGAGGAACUGCAUGAGAUGCUCAUGUACGUGCGUCACCGCAACAUGUUGGCUGAGCAGCUACGCCGCCAGCUUGUGGAAACACGACGCCUUCUUCUUCAGCAAGGGGAAGCCCCGUCGUGA